This is a messenger RNA of Moesziomyces antarcticus, 4779 nucleotides long. RefSeq names its product glycosyltransferase family 2 protein. NCBI's taxonomy places the organism in Eukaryota, Fungi, Basidiomycota, Ustilaginomycetes, Ustilaginales, Ustilaginaceae. The record is from RefSeq and is a predicted model, not a curated record. Bases 1 to 4779 code for a protein of 1592 amino acids. The transcript has a single exon.
AUGGAUCCAACUGCUCCAACGCAGGGUGCAUCAGCCCCCAACGAUACCUCUUCGUCGCAAGCACAGCCUACUUCGCCCAGUGCUCGCCAGUCUAGGAUUCGUCAGAGCGCUUCGGAAUCUUCGACACCCAUCAACUUUGCCCGUCCUCUCUUUUCCCGUUCGCAAGGGGAAUCCGAAGAUGCUGAUUACUUCGGCUCAAGUACGGGGGUUGACGAUGCCGACGAGGCGAAUUGGAGGGACGAGCCCUCGAUGAGCGGCUCGGAUCGCCGUGCGCUCCAUGCCUCGUUCUCCUCCGAUCACUUCUCCCGCCCUUCCACCCCGCUCAAGAUCCGCAGAAGGGGCAUGAUCAACGACAAGAAGCUCACCAUCAGCGUCGGCACGUCGUCGUCCAAGUCGAGUUCAGGAAGACGUGUGGCGUCCGACUCUGCCACCUCGGCUUCGAGCGAGCUUCCUGCCAGGCCAGCGGCAGCUGCACUUGCGCUAUCGCACCGAUCCGCGAAACGCACUAUGGACAGCUCGGACUCCAACAUGUCAAUGCUGUCGCCAAGGAGUAGACCUGCAAGUCCAAGGAAGAAUUCUUCUCCCAGAGAGGAAGGUACGAGUCCUGGAGGUGGUAUCCGGCGGUACAUGCCGUUCACCCCGGUCAAGAAGAGUCCGUUGGCGGACAAGGGCAACAGCCCUACUGCGGCUUCGACGACGCCGAGCUCGAGCUCGAUGCCUUCGUCCGCGGCGGGAAGCUCCAACAGCGGACGCUCGGACAAGCCGCUCAUCUCAGGGCCGCGCUACGGCUUCAAUCCGGACUUUCAGCUGGGCUCGUCUGACUGCAAGGCGACUGGCUCCAAGUUGUCGCCGAAAUCCUCGUCGCCCACUUCUGUGCGUCAGGGAGGCUCGCCUGCCAAGCCGUCGCCUACCUACUCGGGCUCGUCCGUUGGUGGAGUCAAAUCCAUGCUCUACUCGAACCAGCGCAAUCCUCCUCUGCCACUGAGCCCGCGAGCACCGAUGUACUCGCAGCGCUCGCCAGGAGCGGCUGCUUCCAGGCAGCAGAGCGAGCCACGUACGCCUCGUACGCCCAAAACCCCGCGCACGCCACGAACGCCGCUCACGGCACGACUGCCCAACACACCGCACUCGGCGAGACCGGGCGUGCAUACGGGCGGCUCGUACCAGGGUGUGCUGCUCACCACCAUCACGCGUGCGCCUUCCGAUCCGCGCGUACCAACCGAGGGACCGCUCACCGAGUCCAGCACACAAGCCUCGGCGCGUAAAGGCAGGAACCGAAGCGCGAGCAUCGCCACGGAUAUCCUCACAUUUGUUCGCGGCGGUGCAGCCGAGGUCGUUCCCAGGCUCGAGCUGCGCGUCUUGGAGAGGCAGCGUCAGUCACAGCUGUAUAGUCUCGACACCAACCACGUCGAGGCCGAAGAUAAGCGAGCCAAGAGACACUCGGUUGCUGCUGUCCAGCCGGCGCAAGCUCGUGGCAGUGCCCCCGUAGGUGAUGUGGACGGCGACGAGGACGACGUUUCGCCGCGUUCGAGUUCGUUUGCUCGGUCUGCGGCCCUGUCCAAGCUCACGGGCAAGCGAGCCUCCACGGCGAGCGCCAGGAUGGUCCGUCGCACAAGCGAGGCGCCUAGUAUCGGCUCGCGCGUAGGCUACCGCCCGCACUACAAGGAGAGGCGUCUGACGGCUGCUACUACUGCCUCGCGUGUCUCGGGUGUCUCGGAUCGUUCGCGUCGCUCGGCUCGCUCCAAUCUGUCCAGGAGAGUGUCGAUGCCGGUAGCGACAGUGGCAAGUCUCAAGUCGAAACAACCGAACCGCCGUCUUUCGCUGGCGCCGUCGUCGAUGCGCGGUCGUCGUGAUAGCAGCAUGCAGCCCGACAACAGCGACAGUGAGGACGAAUCCGACCUCCUCGCCGAGCUCGACAAUCACGUCAACAACGUCGCUGAUGCAAAGCGUUGGAUUUUGGGAUACCGCACGCAGUAUGACGUGACGGGACCACUCGCUAUGGGCAGGGACGUGGUGGAGGAUGGACGUGCGGUGUCGGCCAUGAGAAGGCCUACGUAUGCCGCCUCCGUCUUCCAGCAGGCUAGGCUCAUGGAGGCCGAGCGCAAGGCUGGCGCAGCACUCGUGUCGUCGUCGGCGCUCGACGUCGCCAACGCAUCCGCCGCCAACCUGCACGUGCCAGGCACACCGUUUCCCUUCGGCCUUCCUCCACGCACGCCUGGCUUCCCCAAGACGCCCCUCACUGCUUUCCCCACCGACGCACAGCUUGCAGGCGAGGCCGAUCCUUCUGCUGGUCCCCAGGUUCUGGAUGCUCCGGAAGAGCCGAGCUGGAGCGACAAGACAAAGUACUGGCUCAAGGCGCCAUUCCGCUUCGUCGCGCGGCAGAUCGACCCCAAGUAUGUGCUGACCAUGAUGGAUCCGCGCGAAAUCAUCUUGCCCAUCACGGUGCGCAAGGUGGCGCUGUGGAUCGUGUACGGCGGGCUGAUCGCCAUGCUGGUCCUGCUCGACCACUACUAUCACUGGUGGGCCAAGUUCGAUCAUGCUGUGCACGGCAAGAACCUGGCGAUCAUGGGUGUAUUGUACGGCUUUGAGCCGGCGAUGAUCCUGGUCAUCAUGCUCGUGGCUCGGGUGCCCGAUGCGCGCGUUGUACCUGAUCGCACUGUGCUUGUUCCCCGCGCGCGCGACAGAACCGACGGCGAGUCGGACGCAGAUUCGCGCUCAAGCAUGAGCAGCGACGAGUCGGUCGAUGACGCGCAGCUUGCGACGCAGAUGCACUCGACCAUCAUCGAAGAGGAGCAUACCGAGUCCGAGGAGGAACAGGGACAGGACAACGAGAGUGGCAUCAUCGACCGGGAUGGCCAUGCUGCUGUGAGACGUGCGUCGGGCCUGCUCAAGCCACCAAUGCGCCGAAUGUCGACCAGGUUCACCGGGAACUCGGGCGGAUCUGCAGGCGGUGCCGAGAGGAGGGGCAGCGAAGGCACGACAGCGUCUGGACUUGCGGUGCCCAGGACGCCCAUGUUCGACCCGCGCAACAGGAGGAGCACGAUCAUCCUGCACGAGCCGCUCAACGUGGGUGGUUUUGUGGAUGAGAGCGAGUCGCGACGCCCGAGCGCGGCUUCGGUACAGCACCAGAUCGCGCUGGCUAGGAGUGUGAGCCGCGACUCACGACGCGCAUCGUACUUCAGCAUCGUGGCAGCUGCCGCUGGUUCGCGACUGGGCGCGGCGUCGCCUUCCCCUGCCCAUGAAGCAGGAGUCGUCGGCGACAUGAACGAAAAGAAAGACGACGCAGACGACGAGAAGAAGGAGGCGCAGCUUAGCGACGUGAAAGGAGACGGCGAGGUUCGCGUUGCGAUGGACGGAGUGUCGCACCCGUCGCUCACCGAGUCGACUGGGCUGAUCAUACCGUGCCACAAUGCGGACGUCGAGGUGCUCAAGGCGGUGCUGUUUGCGGCGCUGGUGCAUUUCGAGCCGUGGCAGAUCUUCAUUGUGGAUAACGGCAACACGAAGUCGCCGCCGACGGACAUGGAAGGCGCGAUCCGAUCGCAACCGAUGUUCUCGCGCGUCAACUACAUCUGGCUGCCGGUGGGCAACAAGAACAUCGCGCAGUUUGUGGGCGCCAAGGCGGCGGCCAAGCUGGAUCUGGACUACGUGCUAACGAUCGACGACGACGUAAUCAUCCCGGCCAAUUUUGCUGCGCCGAUGCACAUUAUCUCGCCGACGGUGACGGCGGUAUGCUAUCCGAUCACGGCGGUGGACCACAAGGGUGACCGACCGCUGUUUGUCGGGUGGCAGGAUGUGGAGUACAAGAUGUCGGCGCUGGCCAAGAUGGCCGAAUCGAAGCUGUGCGGCGUGCUAUUCCCGCAUGGAGCGGCGAGUUUCUGGAGGCGCGAGACGAUGAUCGAGGUGCUGCGCCGACACGAUCUAAUCUACUUUGCCGACGACGUCAAGAUGGGAUUGGAGCUGCAGGCGCUCGGGCAGCGCAUGGGUAUCGAUGCGAGCAUUUCGUUCGAGACGGUGGCGCCCGAGACCUUCCUGGGUCCGCCGGUGAAUGGUACGGGUAACUACUACCACCAGCGCGUGCGCUCGUGGGAGAUGGCGCGCCACACGCUCUACUGGCAGUUCUCCAAGCGCUUCCUGUUUUCGCUCAACGGCGCACGCACGCCGGUGGCGAUCGGAUGGCAAAAGUUCACGCAGUUCUACAACUCGAUCACCAACUUUAUCGACUGGAUCCGCCUGCCCAUGUUCGUGCUGCUGGGCGGUUCGGGCCAGUUUUGGCUGCGCAGCUUUGCGUUCAUCCUCUUCCUGCCCGUGCUGCCGCUGCUGCCGUACCGAUUCAUCAAGACGCGCAAUCGCCCGGACCUGCACCCGCACAUGCUCGACAUGCUCACGUUUGGCGUGUACAAGCUGUUGUACAGCGUGGUGUGCAUCCUGGGCGGUCUGCGCUCGAUGCUCGUCUUCUUCCCCAACCACUCGCACAAGCCGAACCUGAUCGAGAUGGAGAAGAAGGGCGAUGCGAGGUGCAUCUGGCUGCGCGACGACUUCAUGGCCAACAGCGGAGGCCAGGGCGAUCUUCGCGACGAGCCACAGCAGAUCCUAGUCGACGAAGAGGUGUUGGAGGCUGCAGCGGUCGACGAGCAGGAGCAGGAGCAGGACAGCGCCGUCGUGGCUGCACUGCCGGAGCAUGCGCCGCAAGCGCAAGAGAUGCAGGAGGUUGCAGUAGUCAAUGUCGCCCUGCCGUCGCGAAGCCGCGAGGAGCUACCCACUGUACACGAGAACCACUAG